Molecule: messenger RNA, 2434 nt
Organism: Macroventuria anomochaeta
Lineage: Eukaryota; Fungi; Ascomycota; Dothideomycetes; Pleosporales; Didymellaceae
Product: ribosome assembly protein-like protein Noc2
Exons: 2
Coding region: 47-2344 (765 amino acids)
Biological process (GO): ribosomal large subunit biogenesis
Cellular component (GO): nucleolus; Noc2p-Noc3p complex; Noc1p-Noc2p complex
Source: RefSeq, a predicted model, not a curated record
CUCCAACAGAACGUCAAAUCUGCGCAGAGCGCAUACUGUUGUCACCAUGCCCGUCUCCAAGUCCACGAAAAAGUUCGAAAAGAACAAGCUCGGCGAUGUUCUCAAGGCACGCAAAAAUGUCGCCAAGAUCAAGCAGAGGAAGCAGAUGGACGCGAAGAAGAAGCAGCGCAAAGCAGCCGACAAUGCAAAGGCCGAGGAUCUUGAAGAAGAGGGCGCGAAGAAGCCUAAGAAGUCUGCCAAGGAAGACAACUUCGGAGACAUGUCCAUGGACCAGUUCUUCGAAGGCGGCUUCGAUAUCCCCAAGAUGAAGAAGACAAAACCGAAGACCGGAAAGCGCAAGCGAACACCUGUUGAGGAGGACGGCUCCGAGGGCUCAUCAGACGAGGAAAUGGCCGAUGCGACAGCGAACGGCGAAGACUCUGCUUCAGACAGCGAAUCGGGCGACGAUGCUGAGACACACAAGCGCGACAUCGAGGCGCUGAAGGAGAAGGACCCCGAGUUCUACAACUACCUGAAGAGCAACGAUGCAGAGCUGCUGGACUUCGCCGAAGACGCCGAUCUGGCCGAGAUCGACGCGCUCAGCGCCAGUGAGGACGAGACCACACCAAGGAAGAAGCAGAAGAAGGCUGCGAAGGACGACUCCGAUUCGGACGACGAGAGUGAGGCUGCGACCGGCAAUGAGGUUACGAAACAGCUCAUCCAGAAGUGGAAGUCGGCCAUGGAUACAAAGUCGUCGUUGAGAGCCAUGAAGGAGGUUGUACUGGCCUUCCGUUCCGCAGCACAUCUGAACGAUGACGAAGGGAAAGCGUACAAGUACUCGAUUUCAGAUCCCGAUGUCUACCACCAGGUCCUGGUAUCUGCUCUCACAUUCGUCCCCAAGGUCCUGCAACACCACCUGCCAGCCAAGGAGAGCGCAGGAGGAAAGAUCCGCGUCCCAACAGACUCGAAGAAGUUCCGCACAUUGACGCCCUUGCUAAAGUCGCAUACGGUCUCGAUUCAGCAUCUCCUCGAGAACCUGUCAGACGCCUCGACUCUGCGCAUGACCCUCGAUUCGCUGUUGAACCUGCUGCCAUACAUCCUCUCUUUCAAGAAGGUCGUUCGCGAGAUCGUCAAAACUGUGGCAGAUGUUUGGUCUGACUCGUCUAACAACGAAGUCACUCGACUUGCAGCCUUCCUGGUGUUGCGACGCCUGAUGGUCAUUUCUGACCCCAGCCUUCGCGAAGCAGUCCUGAAGCAGGUCUACCAAGGCCUUGUCAAGGGUGCGCGGAACACCACAAUCCACAACAUCCAAGGCAUCAACUUGAUGAAGAACACUGCCUCCGAACUCUGGGGUCUUGAUCCCACUGUAGGCUACACUACAGGUUUCGGCUUCAUCCGCCAGCUGGCCGUUCACCUGCGUUCCAGCAUUACCAACAAGACGAAAGACUCGUACAAAACAGUCUACAACUGGCAAUACGUACACUCUCUCGACUUCUGGUCGCGCGUGAUCGCCGCCCACUGCGAAUCCCUACGCGAGGCCGAGUCUGGCAAGCCUUCUCCCCUUCGACCGUUGAUCUACCCCGUCGUACAAGUCACUCUUGGAGCCAUGCGCCUCAUCCCCACAGCGCAAUACUUCCCCCUCCGUUUCCAACUCAUCCGCUCCCUCCUCCGCAUCUCCUCCGCAACAUCGACAUACAUCCCGCUCGCGCCCGCGCUCGUCGAAGUCCUGCAAUCCGCCGAGAUGAAGAAACCGCCCAAACCGUCCACCCUCAAGACGCUCGAAUUCAGCACGCAGAUCCGCGCUACAAAAGCGUAUCUGCGCACGCGCAUCUACCAGGACGGCGUGGGCGAGCAGGUCGCCGAGCUGUUGUCAGAGUUCUUCCUGCUCUGGACCAAGAACAUCGCAUUCCCCGAACUCGCCCUCCCAGUCAUUGUGAUGCUCAAGCGCUGGGUCAAGGCUAUGACGAAGAAAAGCUCCGGCAACCGAAACGCAAAGAUCAACUCGCUCUUCGCGCUGCUCAUACAGAAGCUCGAGGCCAACACAAAGUGGAUCGAGGAGAAGCGUACAAAGAUCGACUUCGCGCCCAAUGACCGCGCCGGCGUCGAUAACUUCUUGAAGGGCCUUGAGUGGGAGAAGACGCCGCUUGGUGCGUAUGUGGCCGGCCAGAGGAAGGUUAGGGAGCAGAAGCAGAAACAGUUCGAGGAUGCGCGCAAGAUGGAGGAGAAGAAGAGGAAACAGUAUGAGAAGGAGGAUGAGGAUGCUAAGGCGGAUGUUUUUGAGGAGGAGAGUGGGGAGAUGGAGGAAGAUGAGGAUCUGGAAGAUGAUGUCGAUGAUAUCGAGGAAAAGGACAGUGACGAUGAGUAGAUGGGUGAUCGAGAUUCGUGAUUGUUGGUUGAAUACUGUAGGACCUAUAUCAUGGCGCGGUAGUAUCACGCCCGAAAUGGAGAGAUGUCG